Molecule: messenger RNA, 853 nt
Organism: Megalops cyprinoides (Indo-Pacific tarpon)
Lineage: Eukaryota; Metazoa; Chordata; Actinopteri; Elopiformes; Megalopidae
Exons: 3
Coding region: 21-827 (268 amino acids)
Source: RefSeq, a predicted model, not a curated record
GGCUGAGGGGGCCUCUGGUCAUGGGGGAUAUGGGAGAGGAGGCUGAGCCUCAACAGCAGCUUCAUGUAAAACAACCCUCUCCCCUUCAGACAGUGUCUUGGCUUGAUGCUGCCCCCUCUGCCCUGGAGGAGUGUUUGCAGUUUGUCUCUUAUCCGCAGCAGUUGAAGACCCUGCUCCAGCACUGCAGAUGUCUGGGCCAUUUUGACACAGAUGGUGGAGACAUGAAGUCAGAAACAGUAAUGGACAGCAGAGAUUUUACAGGAGUGCAGCUGGGAUCAAUUCUGAACAGAAAUGAAGACAUAGAGGAGAGAAUGGAGAGGAAGAGUGGAUAUGGGAUGAACAGUGAAGAAAAAGACAUAUUAUCUAACAUAAAGGAGGAGGAGGAAGAGGGAGCUGGAGAGCAGCAGAGUGAAAUGAAGAGAGAGGAUGGUGUGAGAGAUGAAGAGGACAAGGGACUCUGGAGGGAGGGCCAAAAAGAGAGUGAUGAAGAGAUGGAGAGAGAUGAACCUGAUCAGAGAUCCCAAACUGAUACAGAGUUGAAGAACGGAGGAAAAACUUUCACUUCCUGUCUGCUGCAGCAGCCAAGAGUGCUAAUUCAGCGACUCAGUGUCUCCCUUCCUCUGACUGGUUCUGUGGCCAGCAAAGCAGACCAGGAAGUGAGUUUUCCAUGUACGCGGGAUAAGAACCCAUUUGUGACCCAGAAGUGCAGCAUGGUCAGCAUCCCAGCAGAGUCAUCAGAUAGAGGGACCUGUGCUGAAGACUCCAUCCGUGCUUAUUCCCCCAUGAAAGACAAAACGGGUGAUGAAAGUUUUCCUGCUGUUCUCUGAAUCGCAGCAGUGUAGAAGUAAUGUGC